AUGACAUUCUAAUCCGUCAAAAAUCAAUAACAUAAAAAGAAAUAAGAAUCUUUUGACUUUCCAAAUUGAAAUUUCCAAAAUUUCUUUCUCAUAACAUUUUAAUUUGAUUCGCCGGAAUCCGUCAAAAGAAAAGGGUAUUAGACGCCUAGGUCUUGGGAUCUUCGAAACUCGGGUGUUCCCUUGUUUGAAUUUCUUGGGGUUGGCAAGGCGUAUUUUCGUACAUCAAGGAACAACAAAGGAUGCGGAUAAGGGAUCGCUUUGUGCGGCUCAAGGACAGCGGGAUCGAGUUCCAGUGCAUGCCAGGACAUGCCGGGGAAAGUGGGGGGGCACACAAAGGGCGGCGGAAUUAUGAAAUAAUAAUCAAGUAGGGCAUAAUCAUAAUGCCGUAACCUUGAUGCGAAGGUAAACAAUAAUUAAGCUAGGCCAGGGGAUCGUCUACAUAGAAAAUGGGAAAAAUGUAGGCUCACCAGGGGGAAUGGUUUGGGAAAGGGAUAGGGUAUCCUGGCUGGGAUCGCAAUCGCAAUCACAAUCGCACACGUGUUGCUUCCACCCGGACAGAGCUAAUCUGCUGACGCAUUCAGGACGCCUCGUUCCGGCUCUGGAUGGGACAUUCGAAAUUGAGAACUCCUGGCAGCUGCUUCGCCUGCUUCAUCCUCAUCUCCAACUCCAUCUUGGUCCUGCGACUUGACUGCGAGCAGCUGCAGAAGCGCUCGUUAAGCACACGUGCCAAGAUGAGUCAGCAGGAGCAGGAGCAGGAUCUCCAACAGGAUCCGAAUCGGAAUCGCACCAGAGAGAGCCGAAACAGGAGCAGCAGCGUUUAUAUCUGCAAAGCUAUUAUCCUGCAAACCGCAGCCAUGUUUCCAGUUAACCCUAUGCAAGCUUUGGAAAAUAAUGGAACUUUGUAUUAAGACAUUACAAAUAGAUGUACUAAAUUAUACG
This is a messenger RNA of Drosophila biarmipes, 939 nucleotides long. RefSeq lists its product as uncharacterized. The transcript has 2 exons. Bases 603 to 908 code for a protein of 101 amino acids. Lineage: Eukaryota; Metazoa; Arthropoda; Insecta; Diptera; Drosophilidae. The record is from RefSeq and is a predicted model, not a curated record.